Messenger RNA from Annulohypoxylon maeteangense, 1537 nucleotides. RefSeq lists its product as uncharacterized. The record is from RefSeq and is a predicted model, not a curated record. The coding region runs from base 214 to 1311 and encodes 365 amino acids. The transcript is spliced from 6 exons. Lineage: Eukaryota; Fungi; Ascomycota; Sordariomycetes; Xylariales; Hypoxylaceae.
CUUACACUUUCAUUACUCGUCCCCUUUGCCAAAGCUCGAGACGUCAAGAGAUACAUACCUCCUACUAGAUACCUAGGUAGGUAACUUUCUUGUCAGUUGUUGACUUGAGGUAGAAAGGAGUAUAUCGAGAAGCAGGCGUGGAGUAUGUAUUUUAUUCUACAUUGAAGUUUAUGACUUUAAAAUACCCAUUCAACUUUGUUUCUGUAUGUUGCUAUGUGUGGUACGCAAGCAGACCUGAAGUUGGAUCACUCCAAUACUGGUCCAGUUUUUCUUAUACCAACCAUUAUCUUAAACGUUCUUUCUACCAUAUUCGUUGGAUUGCGACUUUAUGCGCGGCGAUUCAAAGGUCUUAGGCUCCAAUUCGAUGACUGGAUAGUCGUCGUCGCUUUGUUUUUCAACCAUGCCCAACUCAUCGAUGAAGGAAUUAUGGUAAAAUAUGGCUUAGGUAUCAAUGGCGAGAUAGUCGCCGCCACUUACCCUGGUGGCGUCUCAAAUUUCUUGGAGGCUUUCUUUUUUGUGCAGCUGAUUUAUUCCUGCCUGUCACCUCUGGCUAAGAUUUCGCUUCUCGCCCUUUAUUACCGCACCUUCUUCGUUUCUCGUACCCUGCGGAUAUCCGUUUGGAUUAUGACUGCCCUUAUUAUCUCUUGGGGGAUCAGCGUUUUCGUCACUAGUAUCUUCACCUGCAAUCCUAUCCGUGGAUUCUGGGAUCUGUCGAUCGGGGCAAAAUGCAUCGACAGCGCGUUAUUCUUCGAAGCCAUCACGAUACCCAAUAUUAUUCUUGAUUUAGGAACUGUGAUCUUACCGAUUCGUGAAGUGUGGAAGCUACAUAUGGGUAGAGAUAGGAAGCUUGCUUUGACUGCAAUAUUCACUGUCGGUAGCGUUGUUGUCCUUGCUGCCAUAGCUCGUCUUAUCACAGUAAAGCUUUACCAGCCUGCCGGCGGGUCCCUAAAUACGACUCAAGCACUCGUGCCCGCCUUACUUGCGACGUCAUUCGAAGUAAACUUUGCCAUAUUUGGAGCCUGUCUUCCACCUAUAAUACCCCUUUGGAGACAUUGGUUUGGCCAAAAUAAUGACACGUCCAAUAGCUCAAAGUCCACUCCACCAUUCCAUAGCAUCAUCACGAUUGGCCAGCGUUCUAAUCGGCAACCCCGCAAGCUAGAUAUGACAUUCGAGAUGUUGGAAGAGGAGGACUCUAGGGAAAAUUUGACUCAAACUCAUACGGUCUCAGGGACCGAAGGUAUCGCUUUAACGACAGUAUCUGCGAGAGAGUGGCCACAAGGCAGCCAACGCCAAAUUCAUACACAUUCUUGAUCAAUACCUAUUCUAUUUCACUUUUAUGAUAACCGUGGAGAUUGGCUGGAAAUACUAGGGCUUGUGCCUGUAUUCUUGAUAAACAUAUGCGUCAAAACAACAUCAUGGGAAAUGAAACGGAAGGAUUAGCGAGUUGAUUGACUGUAGAUUAACGAAGGUUAUAUAGGUAAACAUGUUAAAUUAUGCCCUGAGCGCCAAGAUGAAUAUACUUGGUUGUACAAACAAA